AUUCAGCUUCGGUUUCUUAUCAGUCAAGAUCAUUGAAAGACAGGCAAGGAACAGUAGCAGAUCUAGCAAGUGUUUUGGUUUAAACACUUCUAGACUUGGUAUUUUGACUAUAGUUUGUAUUUUCAUUGCAGGAUGAAGUUCCUUGUACUCGCUGCCACCUUGGUGGCUGUUGUCAGCUCUGCCAGCUUGUCAGUGGAAGAUCUGGAGUUUCACGCCUGGAAACUGAAGCACGGGAAGUUCUACAGCUCCCCUAUUGAGGAUGCCAGGCGAAAAGAGACUUGGAUGAACAACCGCAAGCACGUGAUUGUGCACAACAUGCUGGCAGACCAAGGCAUCAAGAGCUACAGACUGGGCAUGACCUUCUUCGCUGAUAUGGACAAUGUUGAGUACAGAAGCGUAGCGUUCCGAGGCUGCCUCGGACACUUCAACACCACCAAGGCCCGGCGAGGCUCCACCUUCCUGCGGCAGCUAGGGGGCGCUGCUCUGCCCAGCUCUGUUGACUGGCGAGACAAGGGCUACGUCACUGAUGUCAAGGACCAGAAGUUCUGUGGGUCCUGCUGGGCGUUCAGCGCAACAGGCUCCCUGGAAGGACAGACUUUCAGGAAGACUCAGAAGCUGGUGUCCCUGAGCGAGCAGCAGCUGGUGGACUGCUCUGGAGACUAUGGGAACAUGGGCUGUGGAGGCGGG
This is a messenger RNA of Polyodon spathula (Mississippi paddlefish), 687 nucleotides long. RefSeq names its product cathepsin L2-like. The record is from RefSeq and is a predicted model, not a curated record. Gene Ontology annotation, cellular component: lysosome. The transcript has 4 exons. Gene Ontology annotation, biological process: immune response. NCBI's taxonomy places the organism in Eukaryota, Metazoa, Chordata, Actinopteri, Acipenseriformes, Polyodontidae. Gene Ontology annotation, molecular function: cysteine-type endopeptidase activity. The annotation marks the transcript as partial.